Cercospora beticola is the source of this 2036-nucleotide messenger RNA. RefSeq lists its product as uncharacterized. The record is from RefSeq and is a predicted model, not a curated record. Lineage: Eukaryota; Fungi; Ascomycota; Dothideomycetes; Mycosphaerellales; Mycosphaerellaceae.
AUAUCGUUGACCACAACGUUCCCUUUCAUUAUCUUCCUCUUCGCAUUGAGACUCGCCACAAUGGAGCCUUCAGCUAACUACCAAAUUUCCUCUCAAAUCUACUCUCCUCUCGACUCCUCCAAACAAGAACACCGACUCCUCCGCUUCGUAGGAGGUAAACGCUCUCUCGCCUGGGAACUCGGCACUUUCUCCCUCCUACCAGACCGCCAACAUGAACAUCCUCCCAUGAUUGCUCUAUCCUACUGCUGGGGUCGCGCAGCAGCCAACAAAGCCAUCACAUUAAACGGACAUGAAUUCCUCGUCCGGCAGAAUCUCUACGAUUUCUUGGUCCAAAUGGCCAGCGAGAAUCGACGCGAUUGGUUUUUUGUCGAUGCGAUUUGUAUUAAUCAGGAUGAUAUUCCGGAACGUUCUGUUCAGGUUACGUAUAUGGGACAGAUUUAUCGGAUUGCGGAGGAGGUGAUUGCUUGGAUCUAUUUUGAGGAUACGGAUGAUCCGAAGGUUAUGAAGCAGGGUGAUAUUCAGGCGCAUGUGAGGGAAUAUCAGCUUCUUGAGAAGGAAAAGCAACAAUCGGGUCAAGACCUUGCUCCAGAAGAACGACAUCUGCUCGACAGCUUGCAACAAAUGGCAUGGCAGCUCGCCGCUUCGAGCUCUUACUGGUCACGCCUCUGGAUCGUUCAGGAACUUCUUCUCGCUCCAAAUCUUACCAUUCGCUGGAUUAGUCUCACGUUCCACUGGAAAGACAUUAUGUCUUUACGCAUUCGAGAUGUCGAUAUCCCAUCCAUUGAACUAGAUCCUCCGACCGGUCGACCGCUCCGCCCACACCAACUCACCACAAUGCGGAAAGCGGGACUCUUUACUUAUGAGCAUCUACCCAACAGCGCAGAGAACUCGAUCAUGUGCAAGCAACUCUGGCAUUGGAAGGAUAGUGCGGGAAACGACCUACAAAAAGGAAAUUUGUUGAAAUUCCAUGAAGCUGUGGCGUUCUUCUCAGUUCAGCAAUGUGGUGUGAUGCACGAUAAUGUCUAUGCCUUGCUAGGUAUAGCCGAACGUGCGAUCGAACCAGACUACGACAUGCCUUUGCUGGAUCUUUACACGGCUGCUCUGUACAACUAUCUGCUGUCUUUAUGGUCUGUUCAGAGGUCUGGGCAUGACGGGAAAACUGCUAUUGGGACGAGAGAUUGGGACACGCUGAUCGAUCUUGGACUGGACUACAAUAAACUUCUGGCACCGGGUGAGACGUUCUUACACGCGUUUCAGCUAGAUCCAUUUCAUGAUCUGGUGUUUCUGAUGACAUAUGAAGUCUGUAAGCGAUUCUCGGAGGACGCGGCAUUGCUUGCCACGCAAGGACUUGCUGCGAAUUGGCUGUUUCAUACGGAGUACACGAAGCUUGAGGUUGGAGCGGCGGAUGAUUUGGUGAAAAGGAAGUGGUAUGAAUCAGAAGAUCGGGCGCUGAAGAGGUUUAAUAAGGAUCUGAUGGCGAGAGUGGAAAAGGCAAAGGAGAGACUGAACAAGCUCGAAAGGAAAGAUGGUGUUUUGGAGGCUCCACAUUGGAGUGCACCUAUCAAGGCGCCGGCGAGUGACGGGCGGACCAAGACUUGCUCGGAGUGGGUUUCUGGGGCGAAGUCUCUUUGCGACAACGUAUGGACGCGAUGGAGUCAAGCCCAGUAAGCCUCAUGCACCGAUACGCCGUUGGUGAGAACAUCGGCGUAGAUGACCUCGCGAAGCUCGGCUGGCAGCUUGAACAGAGGCGAAUCCUGCUGUGCGUGCAUUUCCUGGCCGGACCAUUUCAAGCCAGGCUUGGUGCUUUUCGUGGCCAUUGCUUUUACGGGAGUUGUUUGUUGGUGAUAGAAAGCAGGUGUCAGACCAACUGGAGUCGGAGGAGCAGGAGCAGUCGGCGGCAGCGGCAGGACGGGAAUGGCGGGCGCUAAGAGAUUGCAGGGACCAAGCUCCAUAUCGUGUUUCUCGAAGUCGUGCUGCAACCCGACGACAAUGGGCGUGUUGCAAGGCGUGGAAGUUCCUGUAGUAUGCAAUGAGAG